Messenger RNA from Cydia strobilella, 1743 nucleotides. RefSeq names its product gastrula zinc finger protein XlCGF57.1-like. The transcript has 5 exons. Bases 108 to 1718 code for a protein of 536 amino acids. NCBI's taxonomy places the organism in Eukaryota, Metazoa, Arthropoda, Insecta, Lepidoptera, Tortricidae. The record is from RefSeq and is a predicted model, not a curated record. Gene Ontology annotation, biological process: regulation of gene expression. Gene Ontology annotation, cellular component: nucleus. Gene Ontology annotation, molecular function: zinc ion binding.
GAGGAUCGCCACGAUUAAAUUAAUAUUUCUGCUCAAAAUUUCAUUAGUAGAUUAUAAAGUAUUAUUAGUUGUGGGCAGUUAUUGCCAGUGCCUUAUACAUAAACAUAAUGGAGGAGUUGCACUCUUGUAGCUGUUGCCUGGUGCGGCCGCCGGAGAAGGGCCUUAAGGUUAUGUAUAAACAUCUCGGCAAAACAGAGAUAUAUUACGACAUGCUGAGAGACUGCUUUAAUAUAAAUCUAGGCAUGGGUAAUGACGAGUGUGGGAUCUGUGACGUGUGCGUGGUGCGGCUGCGGGACGCAAGCGACUUCAAGCUGCAAGUGCAGCGCAGCCAGGGCGAGUUGCAGGCGCGGCUGAAGGGAGUGAUCACUGCUAGUAACAAGUUAAAAAUCAAGUUGGAAAAAGCUCCUGAAGAUGAAACAAUUAUACGCGAUAUUAAGGUGGAGAAGUCCGAGGUCGAGAUGGCAGAUGGCGAGAUCGUCUCAGUUUCUGUGGCCAUCCAAAAGGGACCGCCUGCUCAUUCAGCGGAACCCGUUGUUACUACGUCCAACCCCAGUCCGGCGCCCGUUCCGACGCUCAUCGACCUCGACAGUUCCGAGUUGGCUUCGGCUUCCAGCCACCUUAUAGUACACUCGUGCGACAUAUGCCAAAAAACCUUCGACAACCCAAAUGCCAGGUCCAAACUUGUAAUCCAUCGCCGCUCCCACACUGGAGAGAAGCCUUAUGCGUGCAACGUAUGUGACAAAAGAUUUAUGCAAAAAUACCACUUAAAUACUCAUUACGCACUCCACAUGGGAAAGUUUAGAUUCUCUUGCGAAGUAUGCAACAAACGAUUCCUACAUAAACACCAGUGGAUCGUACAUAUGCGGACACACACCGGUGAAAAACCGUACGCGUGUGAUAUGUGCAAUAAAAAAUAUGGACAUAGAAGCCACUUAACUUUUCAUAGAAAAAGUCAUUUCGAAUCUCAUCCUGUGGAAAAAAAGUACGGUUGCGAUGUCUGUGGGAAACGGUUUGCACUACAGGGGAAUUUAUUUAACCAUAAGGAACUACACGAAGAAAAGGAAAAGGAAGCAAAAGAAGGAAAACAGGAUGACCCAAAGCCAUAUGAGUGUGAAAUAUGUCACAAACGAUUUGCAUUAGCAGGUAUCUUAAAAAGUCAUAAAGAAAUCCAUACUGAAGAAACACCGUUCGAAUGCGAAACAUGUCAUAAGAAAUUCCGUCUGAAAAAGUAUUUGGAAGUGCACGUAAAGGUGCACGGAAAUGAGAAGCAACACGCCUGUGAAGUUUGUGGCCUACAGUUUACACACCGGUCGAGUUUUAAACGUCAUAUUAAAAUACACACGGGUGAGAAACGCUUUUCCUGCGAAAUAUGUCACAAGCGAUUUGGACGCACAACAAUUUUGCGAGACCACAUGCUUAUACAUAGCGGACUUAAGCUACACUCUUGUAAAGUGUGCAAUAAGCAAUUUAGACAAAAGACGACUUUAGAUAUUCAUGUGCGUCGACUGCACACGGACGAGCGACCAUAUCCUUGCGAUGUAUGUAAAAAAGGAUUCGCUGAACUAUCCGCCUUAAAAUUCCAUUAUAGAACGCAUACUGGAGAGAAACCGUACGUUUGUGAAAUCUGUCAAAUGAAAUUUGCUCGAUCUGAUGGUCUCAGGAAACAUCUUUUACGUAUUCAUAAAGAGAAGCCCUCGAAAUCUGUGGUAAUUAAAUAAUGGGUAUAAUCAGAGACUAGUGAAA